AAAUACGUAAAACCAGGAAAUGCGGUGAGAUCAUAUGACGAGUUGUCAUCACUGGUGUGCUUCCCUCUUUACAGCCGACCAACAACAUGGCUUCCAACGACCAAAAUACCUACAUGAUGAUGAUUAUUUUCCUCCUGACCCUUGUCCGGACUGCUGAGGCGUUUGACGGUGGCGAUGUGGCGGCUCUUUUGCUUGGCGCAAUCGUGACGCUUGUGGGCUUCUGCGCGUGCAUGGGCUGGUACGCGCGCAGACGAAACGGCCAGUUUUGAUGAUCCAUGGCCCAACCGGAAAUGUGGCUGAACGCAUAUGUACUGUAUUGCAUUUGCACUGAAAAUAAAAAUCCAAUCUCUUUUGGAAAUGCAUGGAGAGUAUGGAGAUGUUGAUUAAAUUGACUUGAUGUUUAUUCCUAUCCAUGUCACUUAUAUGGAGCCCUAGGAAGUUCCUGUCCUGCCCGCUCCUUUAUGCUGUGUGAAAUGCAUUUACAACAGUAUUAACAUUGUUAAAAGCUCCAUAGUUUGUUAAUGCAUCAGAACAAGCUCCAGUAAGCUAUUAUGCAUACGGUCUCUGAAACACUGCUAUGGACUUGGACGUUGUGUGCUUGAUGUUGGUCUACUGUUAUGUUACAAGCAGUCCAUGACAAUCUGCUUUCAAUAUCAACAUUGUUCAGAGAAAUCUCUCCUAAAGUGGUUGAAAGACUGAUGCUUCCUCCACUUACUGAUAAGACACUUAAUACCAAUGCCACAGUGUUACAUAUGGAGUUAAUGCAGCAGGCUUUGUUUGUUUAAUGUAAUAAACUUCAUGAUCUUUAUGUACCUGUUGUGU
Molecule: messenger RNA, 822 nt
Organism: Xyrauchen texanus (razorback sucker)
Lineage: Eukaryota; Metazoa; Chordata; Actinopteri; Cypriniformes; Catostomidae
Product: small integral membrane protein 30-like
Exons: 1
Coding region: 87-269 (60 amino acids)
Source: RefSeq, a predicted model, not a curated record